Molecule: messenger RNA, 519 nt
Organism: Dracunculus medinensis (Guinea worm)
Lineage: Eukaryota; Metazoa; Nematoda; Chromadorea; Rhabditida; Dracunculidae
Source: the annotation of a GenBank genome assembly
AUGUUUUACAUAUUUAUUUUCCAUUUUAGGUUAUUCUUCGUGGGAGCACGGGAAGGCCACAUGCCACUUGUCCUGACUAUGGUUAAUAAAGACACAAGAACACCAAUUCCAGCUGUCAUUUUUACAGGUUUGCUAUCCAUUGCAUUUUUGUCCUUAUCGAAUAAUAUAUAUUCGUUGAUCAAUUAUAUACAAAUUGUUUACUGGUUAGCAAUCAUUUGUGUUAUAGCAGCCUUACUUUGGCUACGAAAAACCAUGCCAAAUGCUGAACGACCAAUAAAGGUAAAUUUGUUCUUCCCAAUAAUUUUCCUUAUCGGAUGUAUAGCACUAGUCGUCAUUCCCAUUAUUGGCUCAUUGAAAGAUACGGCGAUCGGUAUCGGAAUUAUGUUGACAGCCCUUCCUGUUUACGCAGUUUUUAUCGCUAGAGGGAAACCACCGAAAUUCCUUGAGAAGAUAUCAAGUUCACUUACGACUUUCAUUCAGAAACUGUUUAUAGUGGUUGAUGACAGUAAGGAACAAUAA